Messenger RNA from Pocillopora meandrina, 15842 nucleotides. Lineage: Eukaryota; Metazoa; Cnidaria; Anthozoa; Scleractinia; Pocilloporidae. The record is from the annotation of a GenBank genome assembly.
CGGAAAGCGUCAAAGUCAUCAAACGCCACGCCAUUUUUAACCCACUAAAUAUCUGAAACUUAAAGAAAAGCUUGCUGUUGGCUGUAUGCACGUUUUCGAACCUUUUUGCCAAGCUUCUAAAGAAGUGUACGACUGAGCUUAAAUUACCCGGACACAUCAAAAGCGAGGCAGUAUUCAUUUGUCUUGGCGAUGAGAGCAUUUCCAACUUCGAUCCUUUAUGCGGUUGUUCUGUGCCUCACAGGUAAGAUGGCAUGGGUUUGUCUUUGUUGUUGAAGAUGUUUUUGAAGGCGUAAUCUUCCUCACGUUACUUUAGAAUAACCGAACAGUUAGCGAAUACUGUUACGAGGAGAGUGAAAAACACAAAACCGAAGUAGUUGACUGCGAAGUGAGUGGUCCAAUAUAUUUAAGAAAGUUCGUUAUAAUUAAUUUUUACAAGCCCCCUCUUAGACACAAAAGAUGAUACAAACUGCAAAUGUCGGCGAACUGUAGUAAAAGCAGAAUGCAGUAAUUUGGUCAAAAUAUACGGAAGUUACUGUGAGACGGAAGUAGCGAUAGCGAAUGUAACAACAAAGCACCUUCUCCGCUUUGAAAUGUGUUAAUAAUGCGAUCGCGCUUCACCAGAGAAGUUUCUAUUGUAAUACACCGUAAAAAAGCUAUGGAAACGUUUUCGAAUUAUUCCAUAAGAAUCAAAACAAAUCAUGGCCUCAGAACAUAUUCAAAGCUUUUACUUUCGUAUGCGUGUGAAACGAAAGCUUUUUCGUAAACAACAUCUCCACAUCAACGCAGGCGAUUAGGAAAUGUUGGUUAUGUAGUAUUUUUGAAAGCUGUCAAUCACAGUGUUCGGAAAGGAGUCUUCUGUACUUGAAUUUUAUAUUUAUGUCGAUGAAAUAUCGUUGCGUUCAGAAUAGAAGUUUCAGAGUUUAUUUAAGCAUAAACACCUUAGGCAGGCCGUGACAAAAAUAUACAUGACAUGCCGUGACUCGAUGGGAAUGCAGGCCCGAGAUGGAAGAGAUGGCUAGGACGAUUCGAGAGACUAAUCAUUGGAAUGGGGAUUGAGGAAGGCAAGCAGAAAACAGCCCUGUUGCUGCAAUACGGCGGUCCAGAGGUUGACGAGAUCUUCGACACACUUCAAGGCGUCGGUGAUCACAAAGAUUACAGAAAGGCCGUAGAGAAACUAACCGCUCAUUUCUCUCUGAAUGUCAAUAUAACGUACGAAGUAAACAAGCCAAGCAAAAGGAUGGAGAAACUCUCGACAGUUUCCACUCACGUCUGAGAAACCUAGCGAAAACCUGUGAUUUUCGCAAAUCCAGACAAAGAAAUCAAAGUACAGAUUAUCUUGAACUGCUAGUCAAAUUCUCCUCCGCGCAAAGCCCGACUUAUCUGGUCUCAUUACUGAUGAUUUUCCCUUUCCUUACUACGACCAUAAAAAUACCAAGAAGUUAGCAGUAUUCCUUCCUUCAGGAACUGGACAACAUACCCCCAAAUUGGCCAAUUGUGAGCGCCGAGCAAAGAAAACCUGAGAGUCACUGUUACCCUGUCCGGCCGCAUGGCAAGUGUCGUGGCUGAACACAAUUUUAAUCGCUCAAAUUUCCCCCGUGUAAUUGACGCUUGCAAUUUCACUUGAUGAAUUGCGACCGUAUAAGCUCAAUUUUAUUUCAAUUUCUGGUCUGAUACAAUUUGAUUUUCCAGCCGAUUUUUUCAAGACAACAUAAAAAUUGGUCUGCAAUGCGACCCGGCCCUAAUUUGAAAUAAGUAAUUCAAGCCAAGGUUUUACGCCUCUCAGUGGCGUGAGAUGUUCGCUGAACAUUCCAGGACAAUCAAUUAUCGCUUCAACAACGUUAAUAAAGCUCCUCUCGGCUGAAAUGGAAAAAACAGCAACUUCCGAUAAUUACAUUUCUAAUCAUUUUCCAGAGACAACUCUACUUUGUUAGCACAUUGUCCAGAAACAAGACUCCAGAGAAAUGCCUUAAAGAACUUAACGGGUCUAAUUCGAAAUAACUAGAAACAGUGCAUGUCUUAAAGAGGACAACAGUAAAUCAAGGUUCAAGGUACAUAAAUAGUCUUGACCAAAUGUGACAGCAACAUAUAACAGGAACAAUUUAAAACACGUAAAAAGAAGUUAAGCUGAUUUCACCACCAUGAUCGAAGACCUAAGCCUAUUUAAGGCUAACUCCUACAAAACCUUCUUUAUACAGGUCAUGGUUUGAAAUUUUAAAGUCCAGAAACUGUGUCGAUUAGAUAAUCCAGAGAAUACACAUCGCUUUCAACUGACGGUCUCCCCGUUCGGUCUACAAGUUUUGGCGCAAUGCAACUAUUCUUAUAAUGACCUUUUAAGUGCGAAGGUUUUUUAACUUCUCCGAAGAUAUUACUCUUACCAAAAUCGACAAUAACAGGGUAGAAGCUGGUCUUCACGUUUCUCUCAAACAUCAUGAUUACAUUUUAGGUCACUGUGAGCAAAUUCACACUUAUGAAUAUCGUCUAACGCGACUGCCAUGUAAGGAAAGAAAGGCUUGGAAAUAACCCUCAGGUAUACACUACCCAGGAGAGUGUAGAAGAGAUUAUAAGUAACCCUCAGGUAUACACAACCCAGGAGGGUAUAGAGGAGAUUAAAAAUAACCCCUAAGCGAACACUACCCAAAAGAGUAAAGAGGAGAUUAAAAAUAACCCUCAGGUAUACACUACCCAGGAGGGUAAAAAAUAUUAAUAGUAACCCUCACGUAUACACUACCCAAGAGGGUAUAAAAAAAAUUAAUAGUAACCCUCAGGUGUACACUACCCAGGAGGGUAUAGAAGAGAUUGAAAAUAACUCUCUUGUAUACACUACCCAAGAAGGUAUACAAGAGAUUAAAAAUUAACCCUCAGGUGUACACUACCCAGGAGGGUAUAGAAGAGAUUAAAAAUAACCCCUCAGUGAACACUACCCAAAAGAGUAAAGAAGAGUAAAAAAAAAAAAACCUCAGGUAUACAUUACCCAAGAAGGUAUAAAAAAAAUCAAUAGUAACCCUCAGAUGUGCACUACACAAUAGGGUAUAGAAGAGAUUGAAAAAAACACUCUGGUAUACACUACCCAUGAGGGUAUACAAGAGAUUAAAAAUUAACCCUCAGGUGAAUACUACCCAGGAGGGUAUAGAAGAGUUUAAAAAUUACCCCCCAGGUGUGCACUACCCAGGAGGGUAUAGAAGAGAUUGAAAAUAACUCUCUGUUAUUCACUUCCCGGGUAUAAAAGAGAUUAAAAAUUAACCCUUUGGUGAAACUACCCAAAAGAGUGAAGAAGAGAUUAAAAAAAACCCUCAGGUAUACAUUACCCAAGAGGGUAUAAAAAAAAUUAAUAGUAACCCUCAGGUGUACACUACCCAGGAGGGUAAAGAAGAGAUUGAAAAUCACUCUCUGGUAUACAUUACCCAAGAGGGUAUACAAGAGAUUAAAAAUUAACCCUUGGGUUUAAACUACCCAAGAGGGUAAAGAAGAGAUUAAAUAUAACCCCUCGGUAAACACUACCUGAAAAGGGAAAGAGGAGAUUGAAAAUAACUCUCUGUUAUACACAACCCAAGAGGGUAUAAAUGAGAUUAAAAAUGAAUCCUUGGGUGAACACUACCCGAAAGAGUAAAGAAGAGAUUAAAAAAACCCUCAGGUAUACAUUACCCAAGAGGGUAUAAAAAAAAUUAAUAGUAACCCUCAGGUGUACACUACCCAGGAGGGUAUAGAAGAGAUUAAAAAUAACUCUCUGGUAAACAGAACCCAAGAGGGUAUAGAAGAGAUUAAAAAUUAUCACUUGGGUGUACACUAACCAGGAGGGUAUAGAAGAGUUUAAAAAUUAACCCUCAGGUGUGCACUACCCAGGAGGGUAUGGAAGUGAUUGAAAAUAACUCUCUGGUAUACACAACCCAACACUAUAUACACUAACAUACAGGAGAAGAGAUUAAAAAUAACUCUCUGGUAAACAGAACCCAAGAGGGUAUAGAAGAGAUUAAAAAUUAUCACUUGGGUGUACACUAACCUGGAGGGUAUAGAAGAGUUUACAAAUUAACCCUCAGGUGUGCACUACCCAGGAGGGUAUAGAAGAAAUUGAAAAUAACUCUCUGGUAUACACUACCCAAGAGGCUAUACAAGAGAUGAAAAAAUAAACCCUUGGGUGUACACCACCAAGGAGGGUAUAGAAGAGAUUAAAAAUAACCCCUCGGUGAACACUACCCAAAAGAGUAAAGAGGAGAUUUAAAAAAACCCUCAGGUAUACAUUACCCAAGAGGGUAAAAAAAAAGAUCAAUAGUAACCCUCAGGUGUACACUACCCAAUCGGGUAUAGAAGAGAUAUAAAAUUAUCACUUGGGUGUACACUACCCAGGAGGGUAUAGAAGAGAUUAAAGUAACCCCUCAGUGAACACUACCCAAAAGAGUAAAGAGGAGAUUUAAAAAAAAACCCUCAGGUAUACAUAACCCAAGAGGGUAAAAAAAAGAUCAAUAGUAACCCUCAGGUGUACACUACCCAAGAGGGUAUGGAAGAGAUAUAAAAUUAUCACUUGGGUGUACAUUUACCAGGAGGGUAUAGAAGAGUUAAAAAACUAGCCCUCAGGUGUACACUACCUAAAAGGGUAUAGAUGAGGUUAAAACUAAACCUCAGGUAUACCUUACCCAAGAAGGUAUAAAAGAGAUUAAAAGUAACCCUCAGGUAUACACUACCCAAGAGGGUAUAGAAGACAUUAAAAAUAAACCCUCAGGUAUACACAACCCAAGAUGGUCUAGACGAGAUUUAAAAUAACCCUCAGGUGUAUACCACCCAAUAGGGUAUAGAAGAGAUUAAAAGUAACCCUCAGGUAUACACUACCCAGGAGGGCAUAGAAAAGAUUAAAAGUAACCUUUAGUUUUACAUUACCAAAGAUAGUAUAGGAAAGAUUAAAAAUAACACUCAGGUGUACACUACCCAAGAGGGUAUAGAAGAAAUAAAAAGUAACCUCUAGGUAAACACUACCCAAGUGAGUAUAGAAGAGAUUUAAAAUUGACUUUCAGGUGUACACUAACCAAGAGGGUAAGGAAGAGAUUAAAAGUAGCCCUCAGGUAUACACUACCCAAGAGGGUAUAGAAGAGAUUAAUAGUAACCCUCAGGUAUAUACGACCCAAGAGGGUAUAGAAGAGAUUAAAAGUAACCAUCAGGUAUACACUACCCAAGAGAGUGUAGAACAGAUAAAAGUAACCUUAAGGUAUACACUACCCAGGAGAGUAUAGAAGUCAUUAAUAGUAACCCUCAGGUAUACACCACCCAAUAGGGUAUAGAAGAGAUUAAAAGUAACCCUCAGGUAUAUACUACCCAGGAGGGUUUAUAAGAGAUUAAAAGUAACCCUUAGUUAUACAUUACCAUAGAUGGUAUAGAAAAGGUUAAAAGUAACCCUCAGGUACAUACAACCCAAGAGGGUAUAGAAGAGAUUAAAAGUAACUUAAAGGUAUACACUACCCAAGAGGUUAUAGAAGAGAUUAAAAGAAACCCUCAGGUAUACACUACCCAAGGGGGUAUAGAAGAGAUUUAAAAUUAACCCUUGGGUGUACACUCACCAAGAGGGUAUAGAAGAGAUUAAAGGUAACCCUCAGGUAUAGAACACCUAAGAUAGUAUAGAAGAGAUUAAUGAUUAACCAUAUUAAUGAUUAUACAUUACCCAAGAAGGUAUAGAAGAGAUUAAAAGAAACCCUCAGGCAUACAUUACCCAAGAGGGUAUAGAAGGGAGUAAAAGUAACCCUCAGGUAUACACUCACCAAUAAUGUAUAGAAGAGAUCAAAAAUUAACCCUCGGGUGCACACGACCCAGGAGGGUAUAGAAGAUAUUAAGAAUAACUACUAGAUGAACACUACCCAACAGAAUAAAGAAGAGAUUAAAACAACCCUCAGAUAUAAACUACCCAGGAUGGUAUAGAAAAGAUUAAAAAUAACGCUCAGGUGUACACUACCCAAGAGGGUUUGGAAGAGAUUAAAAGUAACCCUCAGGUAUAUACUACCUAAGAAGGUAUAGAAGAGAUUAAAAAUUAACCCUCUGGUGUACACUAACCAAGAGGGCAUGAAGAAUUGAAUUCACACUAAUCUAUAUCAGGAGACCACACUUUGUCUAGACUCUUUCUUUCCACCGAAAGUUGAGGCAUCCACCGUUAACUUACAUAAUUAUUAUUCUUUACAAGUUCCCGAAUGGCGUUGUCAAGCUCGGCUACUCUUAACUAACAUCUUUGCAAUUCCUAAUGAUAAUUCGACUGGAGGCAUUUUCCGCCUAAAGUGUACGGUCGAGAGCGAUUUGAUUUACUGCACCAACAACAGGAUUAUAAUUUGAGACCUCACGAAUCCAUCUGCUGGAAAUUUUCGCUGUCUAAUUAGUCCGGCACAGAGAACAAAUGAACGUACAACUUACGUGUUGUUUGGUUACCUGGCGUUGAACUAAUAGCCUUUGUUGGCGCGCUUGAGACCUGCUGGCGGGACAGAACGUAUCGCAGUCAUCGGGGAACCGACGCAACAAUUCGUUCUUUGCCAAACCAUUCGGCCUGAUUUCACAUUAACUUUUCGUUGGCACACACCAGUGCUUUUUGGGGUUGAGAUUGGAUCCCAUAACUCUAGAAAGCUCAGCCGAUCGAUCGAAGACUUCGGCCUCCAUAAUGAGAUCGCGCCAAGUGUUUCAAAUCCAAGAUUUAUUGUGUUAUCUUAAUUGAAAUUCGCGCUUAGGUGAAGUAAUAAUUAUAAGGUGAACCUUUAACUUAUAAUCAUCAGGUUUAAGAAACCGCAUAGACACCUACCGACUGCGAGCGUUAAUGUAAUUCUCUAAACCGAUGACAAAAAUAUGGCGCCUCCGUAGAAUGCAGGCUGCGAAUCUUUUCCAGUGCCAAAGCUUCUCAUGUCACGCAACCGCAGCCAGUCCCAAAAAGACGAUAGUAAAUCUGGGAACCGUGGUGGUCCAUACCUUCACAAAGAUUCACGCUCUGCGAGAAACAAGAAGUGCAACUCGUGUGGCAAACUAAACCAUUUUGCCCGCGUUUACAGAACAAAUCCACAUGAGUCAGCAAAACAUGUCACGCACGAAGACCCUGAAGAUGACGGAUACGUCUAUACGACAGGCCGUGACAAACAACCAACUUGCAGAGUCAAAAUCAAUGGAAAUCAAGUGGAAUGAUGGUCGAUUCCGGCGCACCGGUCGAUCUUAUGGACGAAAGCACCUUCAGGGAAUUAUACGAAAGGAAGGUACCAUAAGCCACUAAGCUCAGAAUUUUCUCCUGCGAAUGAUCGGCACCUUUACCUGUGCUGAGAAUUAUUAAGGCCGAAAUAUUCGCUAACGCCAACAACGCACGGACGACCCUGCAUAUUAUCAAAGGUGCUUUAGGAAACCUCCUGGGUUUAACACUGCUACAAACUUGACGCACUCAAGAUCGUCAACCAAUUCAAACCUGACGAGACCGGUUCCAAGUCCCCUUUGAACAGAGAUUCCGAAAGCUUGUUUAGUGGAAUCGGCAAAGUAGAAGGAAAAGUUAUCAAGCCUCACAUAGACUCUGACAUCGAGCCCAAGCAAUAGCCGCACCGCCGAAUUCCCCUCUAUGUCAGAAAGGAUGUCGAGAUGGAGAUGAAGCGAUUAGAAGAACAAGACAUCAUUGAGACCGUGACAGACCCAACGCUCUGGGUGAGCCCUUUUGUCACAGUUCCCAAGAGCUCUGGCCAAGUGAGAAUAUGCGUAGACAUACGAGAGACGAACAAGGUUGUGAAGCGAGAAAAAUACCUGAUGUCAACCAUCGACGAUCUGGUUGCUGACCUCAACGGGGCGACAGUUAUCAGCAUGUAAGACCUUCCGUCUGGGUACCACAAACUUGAGCUGGCACCAGAGAGCCGCUACAGCACACACGUCGGACUCCGAAGAUACAAACACCUUUUGUUUGGAAUUGACAUAGCAUCCGAUUUCUUCCAGACCGCAAUCGAGGAAAUACUCACGGGCCUCCCUGGAUACAAGAAUAUCUCCAACGAUAUUAUCGUUUAAGGAAAAACUCAGAAGAAACAUGAUGAGAACCCCCGUGGCGUACUGGAACGGCUCCAGCAACAUGGCGUGCGCCUGAACAACGAGAAAUGCGCCUUCUGAAGGAGUGAGAUCAAGUUCUAUGGACAGAUUUUCUGCGAUAACGGAGUCGAGACCCAGCAAACCAGAAAGUGUCAGCGAGGUGAAGUCUCUAUUGGGGAUGGCUCAGUACGUGUCCCGUUACAUCCCAGAUUACUUUACGAUAACUGUUUCUCCACGGCUGGUAACCAUGAAAGACGCGCCAUGGCAGUGGACCGACCAGCAGCAACGAACAUUCGACAAGUUAAAAGACAGUCUAACCAAGAAUCACGUGAUGUCAUACUUCGGUCCAAGACUCAAGACUGAAGUGAUAGUCGACGCGAGCACCGUCGGACUUGAAGGAUUGUUGGUGCAGGAUGGUAAAGUUAUCAGUUACGCAAGCUGAGCACUCAGUGACAUUGAGAGCAGAUAUUCCCAAACCGAGAGGGAAACGCUGAGAGUAGUCUGGGCAGUCGAGCACUCUCAUCUUUACCUGUAUGGAUCAGAGUUCAUCAUUGCCACAGACCAGAAGCCACUCCUGGGAAUCUUUAACGGUCACAAGCCAACGUUAGCACGGAUCGACAGAUGGAAGCUGAGGCUAAUGCCCUACAACUGUCAGCUUAUCUACCGACUUGGCAAAGACGCCGAGAAUCCAGCCGAUUUUAUGAGCAGUACCACAUCCAAGUACGCGCAAUAUUGCAGAAGACUACGUGAACUAUGUAUGCAAUCAGGCUAUGCCAAAAGCAGGAAGCUGCAAGAAUACCAAGUGAGAGACGGAGAAGGACAUUUCGUUCCAGGCACUCAUCAAGGCCAUUGGGACUAACCAGUGAACACAUCCCGAAGCACAAGAGACAGAAAGACGAUAUGUUGGUCUACCAAGGAAUUUUACUGAGGGGAAACUGGAUCGUAGUCCCAAAAGCACUGAGAGACAGAGCCGUGGACCUAGCACAUGUUGAACACCAAGGAAUUGUGUAAACAAAACGCCUCAUCAGAGAAAAAGUUUGGUUUUCCGGUUUAGGCAACAUGGUUAAGGAGAAAGUCGACAGCUGUUUACCAUGCCAGACAGCCACUACUGGCAAGGCAGAACGACUCGAACCUCGAAAGAUGACAACGCCACCAAGCACUCUAUGGAAAGAACUCGGGAUGGAUUUUCUGGGACCACUUCCUUCUGGAGAGGACCUCAUUGUCGUCCUAGACGAAUACAGUCGAUUCCCAGAAGUUGAAAUUGUCAUAUCCACUUCUGCUAGAUCCACCAUCCCGAAGCUCAGUGCAAUUUUCGCUAUAUAAGGAAUUCCUGAAGUCUUAAAGAGCGACAAUGGACCCCGUUUCAAUGACUGGGAGUUCAAGAACUUUGCUGAGCAUCUGGGCUUUCAACACCGCAAAAUGACGGCUCUUUGGCCAAGAGCAAAUAGCGAAGCGGAAUGUUUCAUGACAACAGUAGAGCAAUGCAUGAGAGCCGCCACCGUUGAGCACAAGGGUAGGAAAUAAGAGCUCUACAAGUUUUUACGACAGUAUCGGGCGACACUCCACUCGAAUAGUGACUUCUCACCAUGCGAAGCACUUAACCACAGGAAGCUUAUCACUUUACCAGAAUUGACACCACCAACUCGCCAACGAUGCACUCCAGAAAGACAGAAGAACAUGACAGAUAGGGACGCUGAGCAGAAGAUGAAAGCGUACGCAGACCAAAAGUUAGGAGUUAGAGAGAGAAAGAUGAAGCUCGUGGUUGAAGGAAAAAAACUGAUUCAUGAUUACGGCAAGUGACUGUCACGUGGGACUCAUUCAUGUUCAAAGAGUGGGCCGAUGAAGAUUCAACAGCAGCGCCCCAAACACCAGAUUUUUCGGAAGUGGACAAGUUAACGAGUUCUCCAAGCCCCACUUUAGCCUUGUGGCGAUCUCAAAGGAAAACAAGGCCUCCUGAAAAACUGAUGGACUGUGUUCUACUUGUGCGAUAGAAUUAGACACUCGAAACAUGCAAUUGAACUUUGUGACGAUGUAACAUGUUUUAGUUUAUCGUUUUUAGUUAUUUGAGAUAAGCUGCUAAAGUCAAUCUUUAGAUAUUAAUGUAUCUAGGUCUAUACUGAUCAAGAAGGGAAGAGAUGUAGUGUUUUCGAAAACUGUCGAUCACAGUGUUCGGAAUGUCUCCGCGGUCAAAAAAGGAGUCUUCUGUGGUCGGAUUUUAUAUGUAUGUUGAUUAAAUAUCGUUGCGUUCAGGUCAGAAGUUUCAUUGUUUAUUUAAGCGUAAACACCAAAGGUUAUUGGACAGUCUUUGAAUUGUCUAAUAUUAAUGUGCAGUCAGCUAAUUUCUAUAAGUAAUUCUAGCCAAGGUUUCACGCCUCUCGGUGGCAUGAGUCGUUCGCUAAACACUCCAGGACAUCCAAUAAUGGCUACAAAAAGGUUAUUAAAGCUCCCCUCGACUGAAAUGAAAAAACCGCAACUUCCGAUAAUUACAUUUCUAAUCAUUUUCCAGAUACAACACUACUUUGUUCGCACAUUGUCCACAAACAAUAGUCCAGAGAAAUACCUCAAAGAAACUUAACGGGACUAAUUCGCAAUAACCCAAGGGUAGCCUACGUGUGGCCGAGCUACUCUUCUUGGUCGAAAGAACCGCAGUAAGAAAAGACUAGUUAUAAUUUAAUAACUUCGCAGCACCGUUUUUAGAGACCGAAAGUUGACUGACUACAAGUAGGCUAUGAAGGUCGCAGCAACUCGAGAAGUAACUUGUCAGUCUCAACUGGACAAUUUGUUUUGAUAACCUGAUAGUUCUACCCGUGUGUGUUUACGUUUCAUUGGCUGGUUCAACCUUAUCAUGAGGGCAGCAUCAUCGCAGACGAAUCACUGGAAAAUAAUUUUGGAAAACUGAGUAGAAGUGAUGGAAUAGUUGAAGAGCGGUUUAAUUCCCCCCUUCCCCCUUCUUGGCAGUUAAUUGGAAGUAAAUUUUCUAAAUUUACCCCUUGGAUGAAUCAAAGUGAUGAAGAAACCUUUGGUACUUUAUAUUUGUUAUCUUGUGAUUCACUGCGUUACAGGUAAGCCAAACAGUUCUUCGCGUAGGAGUUAAUAAGCUUUUGAACGUGAUUUAAUGUCGGCCAAUUAACAAUCCCACCGCGGUGUCUAAAACGAUCGUCGGUCAGAAACCUGAAGAACAGAUGAAGAAUGUUUUAUUUUAAAUAUUUUUCAAACCACGUUUUAUCAAUAAGCAGUUCAAAAAUCUUACGCAAAGUGCUCGAACGACAUUUAAGAUUGGUGAUGUCUUUUUCUGGACGAAAUGUUACAAUAAAUGCGAACUUCGGAUCAUCAGUGUAUAUCACACUUACGAGGAAUUGCGAAGCGGAGGUCGACCGUUGAGAAGUGAAACUGAUAGAAUAAUAUGCAGGGGAAAUAUUUUCACUCAGGACAGUUGAAGACGUGACGCGCCUUUCCAGACAAUGUUCAAACUAUUUUAAUAUGGGAUGAAUUAUUUAUGUUUCUGUGCCAUAUUUUCUAUUUUAACUUUACAGUUGCUACUAAACAGAGUGUGCGAACUUAGAUUAUAGUGAAAUCCUUAUGCGAGUCUUGUGAGUCUUGGUUUGUCACGUGCUUCAAAACCACACAUUUAUUUUUACCCUUUGAGGGUAGUGUCCUUGACCGUUAUAAUAGGGCUUAAUACUCGUACGAUAAUCGUCAUCGCUAGUCGUGUUUGGGUUUGUCCUUUGCCUUGUUUAGAGUCCUCAACGUGGAUUUUUGUUUAGGUUUUAGUUCUGUCUUGUUUUCGAAGAUUGAUCGUUGUUAAGUACUUUGUUGUUCUUUCGAAUGUCUUGUGAGAUUGUUUUGGUUAGCACUCGCAAAAUAUGUUUAUAUUUACUUUGCCAAGGUCAGUUGUCCCUGAUCCCAAACAUGCCUACUGACGAGGUAGUUAAGAGCGCGUACUUGGGGCUAUAUUAGUAGAAGUAAGACAAAGUCUCAGGAAGUGAAAUAAAGUUCCUCAAUAGACUCCUGGGGCCUCCCGCUUGAUAGAGUUGCUCAAGCUAGUUAACCCAAACAGUUCAACACAAUAUAUUUUAGAAGAGGUCAUUGCUUAUCGUGAUGGUACGUAAUGAUAAACUGUUUAAUCGUUCGUCUCACGGUGUAGUCACUUGAGAUGUAGAUCGCGACCUUUCGACAGUGUACUACUAGUUUUCAUCAGGCAAUGGGGUCGACUGCUCACGCGUUACCAUUUGUAUCACGGUGAUCUAAUGCGAUUGGUGGAUUUCGAUCGUCAUUGCUCCAGUGAGUUCUGGUUUUCCGAGAGGUCUGACUUCAAUUUGUUCCUUCGGUGGUCUGCUAUCGUACCGGUCUCUCGUUGAGUUUCUUGAUCAUUGGUAUCCACGCUUCAGGAAUUUCGAUUCUGUUAUUCCUGUUGAUGUUAUCAGGGUGAAGUCUUAUGUGGAUAGCUUCCUUGACACUUCUGGUGUGCCAGUGUCUCUCGAUAGAUAAACUUUACUUUGUUCCAAAGAGGAUGGUGGUCGGUCUUGUUGGCGUGCUCUGACUAAACGGCGGAGAUCUGAGCACUGGCUAAACAUACACCCUUUCGUCUUCCUUCAUGCUCUCUUACAUUAGUGACUAGUUAUGGGCAGAGAGUUCGAGGCUCUAAUGACGCAGCAGUGUCAAGUUCUUUCGCUUGCCCUACCACUAACAUAUGAGGUAGUUAAAGACCAUUCAUUGUCGUCGAAAGAGGUCAGAUCGAAUUCUUACGUGAGAUGCACUUCGCCAGUUUGUUUGGCAUCGGUGAAAGUACGUUACGUCGAAGAAAAUGGGAAUGUGAAGAUGGGAAUUAAAAUAAUGACAACGAAAACUGGACGGCAUUGAAGCCUCGAGCUCUCUGCUCAUAACUUGUCAUUACACAAGAAACAAAGCGUACUUUUGUCUAAACAGCUUCCAUUUAAUUGUCUUGAAAUCGUAGAGACAGCGUCAUCAGUUUACCACACACUGUGUUGUGGGAACUGUAAAGUUAAAUUUGUCUAUUUCAGAUGCAAGUUAGCUUCUUCGAAGUACUCAAGGGGCACAUCUUGUGCGUUCAUAUUCUGAAUACCAAUUAAGAGUGUACUAGGAGACUCUACGAAGUUGUAAAGGCCAAUUUCGUUGCUAUCUCUUGAAGAUUCAUCGGCCAUUUUGUUUUUGAAAUCGGUUAGAAAGUGAACCACGGUAAUGUGAUCAGGUGCUACAUACUAAUUAGAACUGUGACUGAAACUGCUCGGAAAGCGAAAAAAUCAAUAUAAAAAUAUGAACGCAUAUAAACAAAAGAGAACAAAAAAAAUACAUUGGCUUAACAUUUAUAUAUAUAAAUGAUAGGAACAUAAAUAAAAAAAGUAUAAAAGCCAAAUACAAAACACAGAAAGGAAAUAGAAAAUAUGGCUCACAAAUAUAAAUAGUGCAUCAAAUUAAGAUAGUUUGAAUAAAUGGACGCGCCAUUAAAUGCUCAACAUUAACGCUUGUAUCCAAAGAAAUGUGGAAGCUAUUUGACAGGGUUCGUAACGAGAACAUAAAUAUGAAUUUUUCUAAUCAUUUUUUUUAAAUUAAAAUGCAUCCGUUUCUCAGAAACUGAUCCACAUUAGUAAUAUCCUUUCUGAGAAAAAGCGGAACUGAAACUAUGAUUUAAGAGGUUAAAUAUAUCACAGGUAAUGUAAUGACGGGUCACGGUAACCUCGUUGCAGUUGAGCUGAUAUACGGAGCGAUUUGUAACGCGAAAAUGCGUUAAUUUGGAAAUUUGAGGAUUUGGCGGAUCCACAACUGAAAAGAAGGCGUGACUGUAGACUGUAGACUGUGGACUGUAGACUAACUGCAGGGUCAUGCUUUGGAAAUCAGCUACGAAAUAAAUUUCAUUAUCCGUAACCAUACUAUAAUAGGCUUUUACCGCAAAAAAUUUGAUAUCAUUGAUAUAUACCGUAAUGUCUUUUAAUGAGAGGUGAAAGAGUAGUUUCAAGACUUCACAUCUGAAGGUUGCUUCUUGACGGAGUGUCUGUUAUCUGCACGACACAGUGCUAUUCAACUUAUGUAGUAUGUUAUGGCCAGCCACUGAACUUUCUGUGAAAGGUGUGCAAUCCCUAAAAAACAGAAAAAAAAUAGUACGAUACCCGCAAGGCCUUAUAUUAAUAAAUUUUCUUUGAGAGUGAAACUAACCGAUAUCAUGAUAGAUUCUCUAGAAUCAAAAGAACAUAUUUUCAGUGAUAGGCCAAGCUUCAUUGAACCUGAUAAGUCCUUUAUCACUUCUUAAACGUUAAUCAAAGACCAGCUAUUAUUUAUCACCAAGGAUGGGCGGGGGAGAGGGAGAGGAAUUUUCUCUUUCUUUUUUGAGGGGGUGGGUUGGGUCACAACGUUUUCGGUGGGAACGGAAGAGAGAUCAGUCAGGGCCAACAGAGUUUAAAGGGAGUACUAUAAGAAAUUGACUGCCAGUGAGGGGGGAUAAUCAAAAUACUAUGGAGUCUUACGGGAGGGAUCAGGUAACUUCUAUCGUGACACAGCAAAACUUCUCUGCCCCCCCCCCCCGACCCCUCGUCGUCCACGUUCAAUAAUGACUUUUUCCUUAUCAUGUCCAUUCCAGUGUCCAUUCAUGCAACAGUUUAUCCAGUUAUGAUCUCUGCUCCAAACAAGCCAACGGAAGCCGUCACUGGCGAGACUGUGUCAUUUAAGUGGCACUACAAUUCAGGAGAUCUAAAGAAUGAUCUUUUCGAAAUUGUGUUUGGCAUCUGGAAGAGUCCUGGCUUCCUGAAAACAAAGUUGAUAGCUGUCAACUCGAGUGGUUUUGCAUCAACAAGGUCCUCAUAUAAGUCAUCUGUGGGUUGGGUAGGAAAUUUGACAUCCUCUACCGCAGUGUUUGAACUUUACAAUGUAAAACUUGAAGAUGGCAAGACGUAUGGAAUAGUGGUAGAAUACGGACUUCAGAAUACCCCGUUGACCGACUCGAUCCAGCUUCAAGUUAAGUCCAGACGUAAGUAGUAUCAUUCAUAGCAUAGAAAAGAUUAUGUUCCAUUCCUGAUCUACUGAGAAUUGAGGCCACCGCUGCGCAAUAGGGGCGAGAAAAUAUUUUUUAUCAUACUGUUCUUAACACCUUUAAACUUCUUCACUCGACCGAUUGUAUUUCCGAAGUUUUAACACUGCCAGAUAUGAAAGUUGAUUUCGCAUAAAUUAUUAGCCACAGGUUCACCAGAAACCACUACUCCACAACAGACAAGUGUCACAACAGCCGCGAGAGCUACAAAUACAGGGUCUCGAGAUACGUCGAAAGGUAAUGUUCGUGUCCUGUUGGUUUGCCCAUCCAAAGUUACAGUACUUUUGCACCAGUAAACCUGUAGGUAAAUUACACAAGCAUUGCAGAUGAAACUUCUUUCCUUAAAUAGCUUUUUCUCUUCUUAAUAAUAUAUUACCCAUCGCUACAAACCUACCAAUUCCUUUUCAGGACCAGAAGCCUGAGUUAAGUCUGCAAGUGAUUUCACAUGUUACAAGUUCAAACAUUUCAUCAGAUACCAUCCAACAUGUCAGAAUACUUUCAUUCCAAUAAAUUAACCUCCAAACGGACCUUCAUACUCAUUUAGCCAUCUAUCCUUUUACAUUAUCUGCUUACCCAGCUACUAAAGUUUAAUCAACACAGUUUCUGUUGUUGUUGUUUUAUUUCUGUUCUAGAGCCCGACGUUUCAGUGCCAAGAAAACCAUCAGAAGAAUCCUCCUUUAAAUGGGCGGUGGCAUUUGGAAUCAUCGCUUGUGUUGUGAUAACACUCACUGCAGGCCUUUACUUUCACCAUCAUAAAAAGAGCCCUAAACAUGGCGCAUAUAAUCCUAUCUUCACUUAA